UCGUGACCACUGCAAUCAGAACAAAGAAGAAUCAUCGAUUCCGAGUUUUAACGCCAAAAGGGUAUCUCCCAAACCAAACCCACAAAAAAAUCCAUCUUCGGUUUCGUAUUUCUGGAUUUCUUGGGUGAGAGAUGUCUCUGAGAAUGCGCGGCUUUGAUUGAAUUCUUGUAGUGGUGUCAAAUAUAUGUAUUCAUAUCUGGCAAAUGGAGAGAAACGGAGAUGAUGGUAUUGUAGGAGAGAACUCUCAGCCACGUGCAGAGUGUGAUGGCCAAUCGUCGGCUCUGAGCUCCAUCCUCUUCUUGGAUCAUGUUGGGCAAGUCAUCCUCACCUUCAAUUCAGAUGGGUUGUCUUGGAAAUUGGUCAAGCCCUUCAAUAGCGAUGAGUCAACUUGUUUAGGCAUCAGACUUGCUCCUAACAGUGCAACUGAGAUCAAAUUCUCUGAUAUUUAUGCUGUCGAAUUCAUCAGCUACGGCUUGGUUCAUGAAUCAAAUCUUCCAAGCUCUGGGAGAUGUCUUGUGCAUAAUGACUAUGAGAUGUACCGCUUUACGGUGCAUGGUGUCCGAAGGUCAACAACACAGCCUUCUCUUUGGGUCCCAGCUGUGUACACAUUUGGGCAUAAGGAUCUACAAACGUGUCAGAUGUGGGUUAAUCAUUCUAAUGCUUCUCUAAACCUUGAAUUGGGGAGACCAAGAAAUCUUAUGGUUUUUGUUCAUCCAAGGAGUGGGAAAGGGAAUGGUUGCAGAACCUGGGAAACUGUGGCACCCAUAUUCUCACGUGCUAAAGUCAAAACAAAGGUGAUCGUGACCGAGAGGGCAGGACAGGCAUUUCAUGUGAUGGCCUCUACUUCCAACAAGGAUCUUUACUCAUAUGACGGUGUUGUAGCUGUUGGUGGUGAUGGUUUCUUCAAUGAAAUCCUUAAUGGGUUUCUUUCUUCAAGGCAUAAAGCUCCUUACCCACCAAGCCCAACAGAUAUUGUUCAUUCUGUUGAUGGGAAUGGCAGUUUCUUAAUUCAUCAUGGUUCAAGUGGAACAGUUGCUGAGACUACCAGUCAAAAUGAAGACCAUUCACCUCUUCUCUCAACUCCAAUACAAGAAAAUGGACCGGGAUUCUCAAAUUUUAGAACUGAAGAUGGUUCUUGUAACAUCGCAGAUCAAGAUUGGGAGUUUCCCUUCCCUAAAGAACGGUUUAGAUUCGGAAUCAUUCCUGCAGGUUCAACUGAUGCCAUUGUGAUGUGUACAACUGGAACUCGAGAUCCUAUGACAUCAGCAUUGCACAUUGUCCUUGGUAAAAGGGUGUGCCUCGAUGUAGCUCAAGUUGUAAGAUGGAAAACAACGUCAGCAUCAAAAGUUGAACCUUGUGUACGCUAUGCGGCUUCUUUUGCUGGGUAUGGAUUUUAUGGAGAUGUCAUUACUGAAAGUGAAAAAUACCGCUGGAUGGGCCCCAAUCGCUAUGAUUAUGCAGGAACAAAAGUGUUUUUGAAGCACAGGUCAUAUGAGGCAGAAGUAGCAUACUUACAAGUCAAAUCAGAAGAAACAAAUUCGACUUCCGAGAGAGGUCACUUUAGUAAUCAAAUACAAGCAUUAUGGAGUCGAAAUAAAUCUGAAAGAGUGGUUUGUCGCGUUAAUUGCACUGUCUGUAACAAAAAACCAAUUCGGGUAUCAAUAGGAAGUCCCCGAGCAACACCUUACUCAUGUCCGGAAGAAACAAGAUGGUUGAGAUCCAAAGGGCGUUUUCUUAGCAUUGGAGCCGCUGUAAUCUCUUGCCGAAAUGAAAGAGCACCAGAUGGUUUAGUGGCUGAUGCACACCUUUCAGACGGUUUCCUUAAUCUCAUAUUGAUUAAAGACUGUCCUCAUGCUUCGUAUCUAUGGCACCUUACUCAGCUUGCAAUGAGAGGUGGGAGUCCCCUGAACUUUGAGUUUGUUGAACAUCAUAAGACAACGGCAUUUACGUUUACUUCUUUUGGCACUGAGAGUGUAUGGAAUUUGGAUGGUGAGCUCUUUCAAGCACACCAACUCUCAGCACAAGUAUUUAGAGGCCUUGUUAGCUUAUUUGCAUCUGGUCCCGAAGUCUAACAGAAGACCUUGCAAAAGGGUUUCUUGGAGAAAUAUUACCUUUGCCUAUAUUGUACAGUCGUUUUGUAAUUGAGUUGUUCGAUCAAAAUAUGGUUGUACAAAUAAGAAAUAGUUAAUAUACUCGAGAUAAUUACUUAUUUACAAAAUACUGUCGAAAUUCAUCCUAUUUUAUAAUAUCUGCGAUGUGAUAUGAUUCUGAAGGAUGAACUGGAUAUAGACAGUUCCAAUAAGAUUUCAUUCUUGAACA
Molecule: messenger RNA, 2319 nt
Organism: Alnus glutinosa
Lineage: Eukaryota; Viridiplantae; Streptophyta; Magnoliopsida; Fagales; Betulaceae
Product: ceramide kinase
Exons: 13
Coding region: 204-2072 (622 amino acids)
Molecular function (GO): kinase activity
Source: RefSeq, a predicted model, not a curated record